This is a messenger RNA of Brenthis ino (lesser marbled fritillary), 768 nucleotides long. The record is from the annotation of a GenBank genome assembly. NCBI's taxonomy places the organism in Eukaryota, Metazoa, Arthropoda, Insecta, Lepidoptera, Nymphalidae.
AUGGACUCAAUGGAGGAAGAACAAUGUUUACAUCAGUGUGAAAACUAUAUUCAGAAUCAUAACAUUCAAACAUUAUUAAAAGAUUGUAUCGUUCAGUUAUGUUUACAUAAGCCAGAAAAUCCUGUUGUGUUUUUGCGGCAGUAUUUUCAAAAGUUAGAAAGAGAACAAGUUAAAGCAGCAGCAGCGGCGGCGGCCACAUCAGAGGGAGAAGCAGAUGGCGAACUGUCGCCUUUACCAGUGCCAGGCGGACAGCUGCCGCGUAGACGAGGGGGCAUCAGUGCCGAACCGGUCACUGAAGAAGAUGCUACCAGUUAUGUUAAAAAGGUGGUGCCAAAAGACUACAAAACAAUGGGAGCUCUAUCACGAGCCAUCGCGUCUAACGUGCUAUUUACACACCUAGACGAAUCGGAGCGCGCAGAUAUGUUCGACGCCAUGUUCCCUGUGCAGUGUCUUCAGGGUGAAACUGUAAUUCGGCAAGGGGAUGAAGGAGAUAACUUUUAUAUCAUUGACUCUGGAGAAGUUGAGGUGCUAGUGAACGGGGAGGUGGUGACGAGCAUAGGCGAGGGCGGCAGCUUCGGCGAGCUGGCGCUCAUCUACGGCACGCCGCGCGCCGCCACCGUGCGCGCGCGCUCGCCGCUCAAGCUGUGGGGGCUGGACCGCGACUCCUACCGCCGCAUCCUCAUGGGCUCCACCAUCCGCAAGCGCCGCAUGUACGACGAGUUCCUCUCGCGCGUCAGCAUACUGGGUAUUGUAUUCUGUAUUAAGCUU